GUGAUGGAAGUGGCUCUAUGCCCCCACAGAAGAUUCAGAAGGUAGUACCGCCAAGUCAAGGGAGGCAACCUGGGGGACCGACUACACUUCCGCCAUUGACCCCCUCUUCCCUUCCUCCUUCUGCGAGCCUAACUCCUACUCACCAGGGUAGUUCGAGUGAGCUUUUUCGUGCUGUUAGCGACCUGGGCAAGGGGCUUCUUGAGGAUAUUGGCCGUGAUGCAUCGACGCUUCAAAGCCUAGACUCCUACCCUCGACUUAGUGUCGAAGUUGUCUUGAAGAGAGGACUCGCUCAAUUGAUGAAGUCACUUGUCACCAUUGGUCAUGCUCAGCUUCGAGCCGUAGAUUACAAGGAGCUGAUCAAGGUGCAGGACGAUCAACUGGUGGAGGCCAGGUCCAAGCUGGAGCAAGCAGAGAGAACUAUAGCUGAACGGGACGAGUCUCUCAAAAAGCAGGCUCAAAACAAUGCUUCCUUGACAACUCAAUUGGAGAAGCAAUCCCUUGAUAUUAAAGAGUUAGUUCGAGACAAUGAGAGGUUGAUUAGCGAGAACGAAGAGCUGAAGCAAGAAAAAGAGCUUGACUUGAUUCGCUUUGAGGAGGCCAGUUUUGACUGCUUCUAUAAGGUCUGGAAGCUGAACAAGCCUCUUAAUCUUGAUUGUUUCCCCAAGGAGGCCCAAGCAGAGGAUCUUGCCAGAUGUGAAGCAAGAGCCGCUGAAGAAGCUGCCAACCCUCCUGCACUCGCCCCAACCUGCUCUGCUAUAUCAUUUCGAGCGAGAGGAGCAGCUGAUGCAGAGGAGGGAGUCGAUCAACCCUCUAGAGGAGCUCGCCUGUGACU
This is a messenger RNA of Humulus lupulus (European hop), 832 nucleotides long. RefSeq lists its product as uncharacterized. The transcript has 2 exons. Lineage: Eukaryota; Viridiplantae; Streptophyta; Magnoliopsida; Rosales; Cannabaceae. Bases 18 to 830 code for a protein of 270 amino acids. The record is from RefSeq and is a predicted model, not a curated record.